AUGGCAGCUGGGCCAAAUGACUGCGAGGAGGGGGUGGGCAGCGCAUACCUGUUUGUGGAGUCGUCAGUGGACAAGGUGGUCCUGUCAGAUGCCUAUGCUCACCCCCAGAAGAAGGUGGUGGUUUACAGCGCCCUGCGGGCUGCUCUGGCAGAGAGCGGCGGGAGCCCUGGCCAGCUGCAGAUGCUCAAGAUCCAUCGCAGUGACCCGCAGCUGAUCGUGCAGCUGCGCUUCUGCGGACGCCAACCGUGCAGCCGCUUCCUGCGCGACUACCGCGAGGGGGCGCUGCGCGCCAAGCUCCAGAAGCGCCUGGCAGCCGCGCUGUCCCUCAACGCCCUGCAGCUGCACCUGGAGCUGCGCGCGGGCACCGAGCUGCUGGAUACUUUGCUGCCCGACGAGGAUCGCUGCUUGAACUGCAUCUUCGCCCAGAAGCCUGACCGGCUGCCGGACGAAGAGCUCGCUGAACUUGAGCACGCGCUCAGGAAUCUGACGUGCGGCCCGGGGGGCCAGGGGGCCGGAGGCUUGAAGGUCACUCCGGCUCCCGUGAAAUCCCAGGCCCCUUCAGGGGAGAAGCCUCCGCCGCCAUCUGACCAGACUUUCCUGUUCCAGGGUCAGCUCAUAGCGAACCGGCCUCUGAACCUCCAGGACCAGCAGACGUUCGCACGCUUAGUGGGCCUCAAAUGGCGCAAAGUGGGGCGCACGUUGCAGCGUGGCUGCCGGGCGCUGCGGGACCCCGCGCUGGACUCCCUGGCCUAUGAGUACGAGCGCGACGGGCUGUACGAGCAGGCCUUCCAGCUGCUGCGGCGCUUUGUGCAGGCCGAGGGCCGCCGCGCCACGCUGCAGCGCCUGGUGGAGGCGCUGGAGGAGAACGAGCUCACCAGCCUAGCCGAGGACUUGCUGGGCCUGGCGGAUCCCAAUGAUGGUGGCCUAGUGUAG
Elephantulus edwardii (Cape elephant shrew) is the source of this 933-nucleotide messenger RNA. RefSeq names its product TNFRSF1A-associated via death domain (gene TRADD). The transcript is spliced from 4 exons. Gene Ontology annotation, biological process: extrinsic apoptotic signaling pathway; positive regulation of canonical NF-kappaB signal transduction. NCBI's taxonomy places the organism in Eukaryota, Metazoa, Chordata, Mammalia, Macroscelidea, Macroscelididae. Gene Ontology annotation, molecular function: transmembrane receptor protein tyrosine kinase adaptor activity. The record is from RefSeq and is a predicted model, not a curated record. Gene Ontology annotation, cellular component: tumor necrosis factor receptor superfamily complex. The coding region runs from base 1 to 933 and encodes 310 amino acids.